AUGUUCAAACCAAAAGCGCGCGUAACUAUGGCUAUGUUGUUGGUCUCCUCUCUGAGUCAAUGCGCGAAAUCCCGUGGAGCGCUCGAGCCAUGCAGCAAAGGCCAGGUCCGCUUCUGUCAAGAGUAUAGUGUCGAAGAUUUGACCGCCCACCAUCCGAGGCCUCGCUCAAUGGAAACAAUCGACGAUGAGAUCGGUCGAACAGAGCAGCUAGAUCUACCUCUCCGACAUUCCACCCAAUCUCACGAAAUAGAGAUCGCUGCUGCUCUCCUGGAGCAAGCAAGUGACAUGACAUCGCAGAGCGACACGGGUCAGGCAAUUGAGGCACCGAUUCAGGAGGCCAUUGCCACCAACAAUCCCCAUAGUAAGAGCGAAGGAAAACGCAACUGA
This is a messenger RNA of Cladophialophora psammophila CBS 110553, 387 nucleotides long. RefSeq lists its product as uncharacterized. NCBI's taxonomy places the organism in Eukaryota, Fungi, Ascomycota, Eurotiomycetes, Chaetothyriales, Herpotrichiellaceae. The record is from RefSeq and is a predicted model, not a curated record. The coding region runs from base 1 to 387 and encodes 128 amino acids. The transcript is spliced from 2 exons.